CGCAAGCUUCCAAGCUUCUCCGCGCCGCAAUGGCCCAGUCCGUCCUGGUCCUGGUAACAUGUCCGGGCGCGGGUUGGACUAUGAUGCACCUGGGCAGGGGACCUGGAGCCCGCCUUGCAUCCUUCUACCAAACCGCCCUUCACCCCCCAUAAUAACAUAACGCCCGUGGACAGGUAUCAGCAAGCUCUCUACCUACCCUCCCACCCUCAUCGCCGUCCGCAUGUCCGCGCAGGGCUAAUCGAGGGGCAUGGGACGCAACGCGCGGAAGCGUAUCUCGUACGUGCUGCCACUCGCCAACUCGGCCGGAGGACACAGGCUCGGAGUCAAUGGCUUGGCCGUCGACCCCCAGAACUCGAUCCUGUACUCGGGCGGACGUGAUGGCGUAAUAUGCGCAUGGGACCUGCAUCUCGACCUCGACAAGACCGACGCCGACGCCGACGACGACGACAGCGACCCUUUUGCUGACUCCAACGUCGUCGACUCCAAGCCCCCGCCAACCCAGUUCCGCAACCAGGUGCAGGCGCACACGCACUGGAUCAAUGACAUUGUCCUCGCCCAGAACAACGACGCCCUCGUCUCUGCCUCGUCCGACAUCACCGUAAAAGUGUGGCGACCUGCUGCCACGGACAAACUCCCGCCCCAGACAAUCGGCCUGCACACCGACUAUGUCAAGCGCGUCGCAUCGCCGGGCGGCAGCGAGAACUGGGUAGCCUCGGGCGGGCUGGACCGCAAGAUCAGCCUCUGGGAUCUCAAUGGCGCGGGCAAGAAGCUGGAAAUCGCAGUGGGCGAGGACGAGAAUACCGCAAAGGGCUCCGUCUAUGCCCUGGCAGCAACACCCAACCUCAUCGCAAGUGGCGGUCCUGAGAGCAUCGUCCGCGUAUGGGACGCGCGAUCGGGCAAGCGCAUCACCAAGUUUGUCGGACACACCGACAACGUACGCGACAUCCUUCUCGCGCACGACGGCGACACCAUCCUGACUGGCUCGUCCGACCAAACAGUCAAGGUCUGGUCCAUGACGGCAGGUCGCUGCAUGUACACACUGACCAUGCACAACGACAGCGUAUGGUCUCUGCAUUCAGACUCACCCGAACUCGACGUCUUCUACUCCUCAGAUCGCUCCGGCAUAGUCGCAAAGAGCGAUGUGCGCAACUGCGCCGAGAUGGACGAGGGACUUUCGCUAGCAGUAUGCCAGGAACACGAGGGUGUGAACAAGAUCGUCGCAGCUGGCGAUUACAUCUGGACUGCCACGUCCAGCUCGAGCAUCAACCGAUGGAACGACGUCGAAACCGCGGCUGAGGUUGAGCUUCCCGAAUCGCACAGGUGGCAGAGAAACAGCGUGUCGACUAUGCAAUCGCGGAUUCCCUCGCCUCCUGCUGGUAGCCCUCCAAAGAACGAAGCGGCAUCCAAGAUACCGCUCAAGUCUCUACUGCGCAUGUCCAACACCGCACCCUUCCCGCGAGCGCUUGCGACCAAGGACCCCGACGCAUCCACUCUAGCCAGCGCGCGCAAACCAUCCGAGGUACUGGCAGCCCCAGAGCAUAAUGCCAUUGGAACUGUUCGGGCUCUGCCAGACUUUACAAUCGAAGGGCAGAAUGGUCUCAUCAAGCACCACCUCCUCAACGACCGGCGAAGAGUCCUUACACUUGAUACUGCGGGAGAAGUGGUUUUGUGGGAUCUACUGCAAUGUGCACCCAUCAAAUCCUACGGCAAAAAGCAUAUGGAAGAUGUACUACCGGAGGUUAACACCCAGGACAGCGUUGCACACUGGUGCGCCGUCGACACAAGGAUAGGAACCUUGACAUGUAUGCUCGAGGAGAACUACUGCUUUGAUGCCGAGACAUACGCAGACGAGUUGGACCUAGAGGAGCAGAUUGAGUUCCGAGAAGACCAUCGCAUAAAUCUUGGCAAGUGGAUCUUACGCUAUCUCUUCUCCAAUCUCAUCGACGAGGAGAUCAAGCGCGAUGAGGUCCUGCGUGCAGAUUUGCUCAAGCAGAAGGAGGAACAGCCGCAGCCCAAUCGCCCAACUAACAUCGAGCUGCCAAACAUGAACAUAAACGGAUGGAAGGAUGCAACUUCAGGACCUACUUCGGGUUCGACUAUCAAGGCCGAGAACGGAUUGCGUCUGCCGCACACACCAGGUUUGGCUAUCGGUCUAGCUACGCCAAUGGCAGCACCAAUGAGUGCGGGACGCAACUCUACCACCAACCCUCUGACUCCAACCAAAGAAGAAGGCUCGCAACUAGAGAAGACACAGACCCAGCGGAGCUCGACUCAAGAAGGUGGCGACUAUUUUGGUUCCGCUUCUGCUACCAACGGAAACGGAAACGGAAAGUCCGCAGAGGCUACCAAGGAAGGCUCCACAGAUUCAAAAGAAGAAACCGUACAAUCACCUACCGAGGCCGACACGCCAGCGAAAAAGGGCAAAGGCAUGUUUGGUAAGAAGUUCAACAUGGGCUUCAGCAUGAAGAAGUUCAGCACUGGCACAGCCGUCCCUGAGCCUGCCAAGCCCGCUGUUGACGAAAAGGCCGAAGACAGCGAUUCGCGAUCUACCAAGACAAACGAGAAGACCAUCGAAGAUAACUUCUACGGAGCUCUUCAACGGAUACAGCAGGGCUAUGAGGAGCAACUUGCAGCCGGCGCGACAAAGUUGGAUACGCAGAUUGCGCCCAGUUUGCCCAACGAAACACCUGUACUAAAGCCACCUGCCAUGACUACCAUUUUGAUCCAGGAAGAUCGUCCAGACUCUGGCGGUGUGGCUGAUCUCUUCGAGGGUAAAGUCGGCACCUUGGGUUCGCAGGCUGACCUCAUCGAGAAAGCGGCACCAAUGUGGUUGGCCGAAGUCUUGCUACGGAACCAACUCCCACCCAAGGACAUAGUCAAAGUAUCCUUCGUCCUCGAACCCUUUGGCAACGCACUGCCGUCCAUUUCUUCCGACGGCAACAACCGUCUCAACGCAAACCGCAUGCUGCGUGCGCGCAAGAUAUUGGGUUACGUGGCUGAGCGCAUUGAACCUGCGCCCACCAAGGAGGAUCUGGAAAAGCAGGCCGAGACAGGUGGUGUGCUGAAGCCUGAUGAGUAUCUGGAGCUGUAUUGUAAUGGACAGUUGAUUCCUCCAACGAUGACGCUUGCUAGUAUCCGCGCACACGUCUGGCGCGGUGGCGGUGACGUACUUCUUCUUUACAAGGCCAACGGCCGCAAAGAGAUCAGACACGCUCCUUAUCCUGGUCCGCAAUCUGGUGCCCCGCCCGGUCCUAUACAUGGAUUGAAGGUUGGCGCUGGCUUGAACUCGGGACCGGGUAGUAGUAAUGCAAGUGAGGGAAAGCAGAGCAGCGAGGCGGAUAGGAGUACCAAGGAUGCUGCCAUGUUUGGACCUUGAGGAGUGUUGGGGCUGGGUCGGGUUGGAUAGAUGGAAGGAGAAAAGGCGGCUAGAAUGCGGCCAAGUUGUGGACGUUAGAUAUUAUUCUUGGUUCAGAGUCAGAGUUUUGAAUAGUGUACAUAGCAUACCUGCUUGCCAGUAGACUCAUACACGAGUCGGUGGGCUCGGCCUCAUGGGCCCAAGCAAGAUGGAGUCGAUACCAUAUGCAGUCAUGGACGU
This is a messenger RNA of Alternaria alternata, 3595 nucleotides long. RefSeq names its product WD40 repeat-like protein. NCBI's taxonomy places the organism in Eukaryota, Fungi, Ascomycota, Dothideomycetes, Pleosporales, Pleosporaceae. Gene Ontology annotation, biological process: protein deubiquitination; double-strand break repair via homologous recombination. The record is from RefSeq and is a predicted model, not a curated record. The coding region runs from base 248 to 3376 and encodes 1042 amino acids. Gene Ontology annotation, molecular function: ubiquitin binding. The transcript is spliced from 5 exons.